AUGAAGAAUAAUCAACCAAGAUUUCGAAGUAAGGUCGUCAAGAAGACGAUCGUCCCUGUGCCCAAUCAGCAGACUGAUUACAACUCUGAUGACAAUAUGGAUACGGAUACGGAAUUCGACGAGCAGAAUAUGACCUUCGCAGCCAUGAGCAUUAAAGAUUGUGAGUAUCAAUACAUGAAUGAACCACCUCGCAAUUUACUAAACAAAAACUCUAUUAUUUUGCCAAUUACUUUAGAGAGCAACGACAUCAAGUUAGCCAAAAUAUUAGAAGUGAAAAUAAAUAAAGACAUUAAAGGCAUCAUUAAAGCUUGUAAAAAGGACACUGUUAUUGAUAGAAUUGGUUCUACAGAAGAAGACAUUAAGAUUACAUAUAAUUCUCGCCAAUGUUACUCUAAAUUUGAGAUUUUUGAUAUCUUUAGUGACAUUGAUGUGGUAAUUGGUAUGGAUUUGAUCAUGCAAAUUGGCAUUACAAUCUCCAACAUGGCGAUGGAUUGGGAUGAUGAUAAUAACCCUGAGAUUCCUACAAUUUAUCCAGAUCCCUACACUCCUAAUGAUUCUCCUUAUGGUACAGAGGCAGAGAGAGCUCAGUUCAUGAAAGAAAUUGAACCGUACAUUGAGGCCAACAAAAACAUUGAUCCUAAGGCAUAUUGCAAUAUACCAGGUAGUACCCUAGAGUUGCAUAAAUUGAAAGAUCAUGAAAACAAAAUGUAUAAACCUCAAUGGCCCCUGGAAGAAAAGUUUCUACCAACUAUUGAGGAACAAAUGGCUAUAUGGAUUAGGAAUGGUGUCAUUCAACCAGCACCACCUGGAACGCCAUACAACUCACCUAUAUUCUGUGUACGUAAAAAGACUAGCACUGGUGAGUAUGCUCCUGGUGUUUAUAGAGUAGUUGUGGAUUGCAGAGCUGUCAAUGCUGCAUUAGAUCCAGACAAAUCCGAUCGAUUCCCACUACCUUUGAUUAGCACAUUACAUAGAAAGAUGUAUCUGACUAAUUUGUUCUCUGAUCUAAGCUCUGUCACCACCAAUUUUAUAGACGAUAUCACGGUGCACACGGUGUACACAGAAGCAGACAUGGAAACACAUUUAAAAUACGUCAAAAUAGUUAUGGAUUGGUUAAAAAAGGCUAAUCUCAAGAUAAAUCACGCAAAGACUCAUUUUGCUCAGCGUAGCAUUAAUAUAUUAGGCUUUUGCCUACCCGAGAAGAGGUUGGCCUUUGAUUCUCGUAAAGUAAACAAUAUUUUAGAUCGGGAUCCAAAGGUCGCUAACAGUAAAGAACUUCAAUCUCGGUUAGGAUUGGUAAAUUACUUUAGUAGCAAUCUACCUCGUUUGUCUACUUUAACCGCACCAUUGGAUGCCAUUAAAAAUACUCCAGAUAUUGACAAGGUAUGGACAGAGGAUCAUACAACUGCCAUGACCAACAUUCAACAAUUGCUUGUUAGUAGUCGUAUCAUUCCAGCACCUAAUUUAGCCUAUCCAUUUUGCCUUGUCACUAAUGCUAGUGCAUAUGGCAUUGGUACCUGUUUAUAUCAAGUUAUCAAAAAGCGUAUUUACUAUAAUGGCUUCAUCGCCCGUAAACUAUCUGCCAGUGAGCAACGCUAUGGGUCAUCCAAGCGUGAGUUUUUGGCAGUGGUUUAUGCUUUCAAUAAGUUUCGCCAAUGGUUACGGGGUGAAAAGUUUCAUUUAUUCUUGGAUAAUCGUGGUCUAUUGUACCUACAUUCUUAA
This is a messenger RNA of Mucor velutinosus, 1722 nucleotides long. It is a transcript of the gene UTP22, whose product is annotated as U3 snoRNP protein. The transcript has 3 exons. Bases 1 to 1722 code for a protein of 573 amino acids. The record is from RefSeq and is a predicted model, not a curated record. Lineage: Eukaryota; Fungi; Mucoromycota; Mucoromycetes; Mucorales; Mucoraceae.